AUGAGGGGAAGAACAUUGUCACUGGCGCUAGCUUCUGUUAUUGGAAUUGCCAAUGUCCAGGCAUUCUCCAUGAAGCGUCCCACCUUGACUUCGAAUGCUCCUCUGACGAUCGAUCUCGUGGAAGGUCAAACUUCUUUUUCCAAACUGAGCAAACAAGACGUAUCGGCUCGCACUCAACCUAUCACUACCAAUGACAUGCAAUCUUUUUCGCACCGCGAUCGUCGUGGGGGGUUCAGCACCAAAGCGAAACCAACUGUCGCCACAAUUGACGAGGACACGCCCACGAAGACUACUGAGAAAACGGAAGGUGACGACGACACUGUCUAUGGCCUCAACAUGGAGUUCAUUGAUGAUCCUAAGGAUAUGGAUGUCUUCAUUCGCAACGAAUACAACAAGUGGCUUCAAUUUCACAAUAAGGAGGCGGAUGAAUCGAGAUACCCAUCUUUCAAGGAGAACUUUCUCAAUCAAUUGAAAUAUGACGUUAGGAGCGCCAAGGAAAAAGGAGAAAAUCCUCAGUUUUUUCAUCUGAAUGAAUUUGGUGAUAUGACACCAAAGGAGUAUCAGCAUGAAAUGGUCACUCUGGAGGCCUACGAAAAUUGGUGCAAGGCUCAUGGCCGUCAACAAGAUCCUGUCAAGUAUCCUGUCUUUAAGCAUAACUUUAGAGUCGUCCAAGAAAGCAAGGCAGCUGCUUCUACCAACUCGACAGAGGACAAGUCACAAAUUCUGAAUGAUAUGAAUGCAUGGAAGGGACUGACUGAAUAUGCUGAUUUGACAGAAGAACAGUUCUCUUGGUUGACUUCCGAUGAACUCUUUCUGAAUCACCGCUAUGCCAAGUGGCUCAAGGACUACGGCAAAGAGAAGGGUAACUUUCCAGAAUGGAAGAGAACAUAUGCUCAACAGUUGGCGUCGAUUCAUAGGGCAGAACAUCAGCACGUUGUCAAGUCGUUUAUCUUUGAUGAACUCUCUGAUCUCGACGACGAAUCUUACAAGAUUGAACGGGAGUACAAGGAUGCCUACACAUCAUGGUGUCUUCAAUUCAACAAGCCAGAGAAUCCAGCACGCUACGACAUCUUCAAGAUGAACUUCAAACAGCAGAUCCUAAAAACGAUUGCGAAGAUCGACUUGAAUGCCACUGACGUCCCUGACCUUCCCGUUCUAAACCAGUUUGCCGAUCUUUCCUUGGGUGAAUUUGCUACAAUCGUCUCGACUGAAACCUUUAUUCAAAAAGAGUUUCAGGCAUGGUCGGACCACUAUCACAAGACUACUGGCUCUUAUGAGGUGUUCAAGGCCAACUACCUCCUCCAAUUGGAGCACCUCGCAAAUGGUCACUGUGUCCGAUCCUUUGUGUUUGAUGAAUAUUCGGAUUUAACUCAAGACGAGUACGACCAAGAACUCAUUUGUCAGCUGGACUACCAGCAGUGGUGCGACGCCUACAGCAAAUCGGCAAGCCGGGAGCGGUUCCAAAUCUUCCGUGUGAAUCAUGCCAUUGCGCUCGCUCAGAAUUCCACCAAGUCCAUGACCAAGGAUGCUGAUCUGACUUCCGAUGAGUACAUGACCAUGGCAUCCAAUAUAACAUUUAUUCGAAACGAAUUCCAAGAGUGGUUGGGCUUCUACGGAAAGGAAACUGGAAAGUUUGAAACCUUCCAAACAAAUUUUCUUCAACAAUUGGAAACGCUCAAGGAUACCUACAGUUUCAAAUCUUUUCUAUUUGACGAACACUCAGAUCUGACUUCCAAAGAACGACAAGAGGAAACCAGACUUCAAGAGGUGUACCGCUUGUGGGCUACGAAAAAUUCGAAGGCUACCACUAAGGGGCGAUUCAAAGCCUUCAAGGCAAACUAUGCUCGCAGCUUGUCCUUGAACAUGGAAUUGAAUAAGGAGGCCGAUCUGACUCCAGAGGAAUUCGCCAACAAUGUAUCAAACAAAGAUUUCAUUGAAAAAGAAUUCAACAAGUGGUUGCAAUUCUACGACAAAAAGAAGGGAAAUCUUGAUAUCUUUCGAAGCAAUUACUUGGAACAGCUCGAGACACUAAAGAAUGUUCACUGCUUCAAAACGUUUGCUCUAGAUGAAUACUCAGACAUGACUGUCGUGGAGCGAGCAUGGGAACCAUUCUACACGACAGCAUACGACAGCUGGUGCGAGGCGUAUGAAACGGAUCAAAACCGAAGCCGUUAUGAGGUUUUCAAGCAGAACUGCGCAAACCAAAUCCAUGCAAAUGUGACCAAUGGAACGGCAUUGGAGCUGACACAAUAUGCCGAUGUCUCGAAGGAAGAAUUUGUGGAUAUCGCCACCUCCAAAAGUUUCAUACGAAAAGCUUUCAAGUUGUGGCUGAAAACUCACGACAAGGAUGAUGGUGACUAUGAUACCUUUGCGGACGUGUACACUCUGGGUAUUCAUUCCAUGGAUCAUAGUUGCGAGAGUUUGAAUCUUGAGGAAAAUGCGGACAAGACGAACAUUCAUCAUGCCGUGGAUGCCGUGUGUCGAAGGGAGUACAAGUCGUGGUGCAAGUCGCGGGUCAAAGUGGAGGAUGAAAAGCGAUAUACGGUCUUCAAGAUCAACUUCCUACGGAAACUUCCUCGAUGCGUCGGAAAGGCUGUCGAUCUCCACGAGUUUGCAGACAGGCAUACUGACGAAAGCAUGGAGCUCGAACAGUUAUACUCGGCUGUGUAUGCCAAGUGGACACGGGCAUUUGGAAGAAGCAAGAAUGGAAAGGAAUAUUUCAUAUUCAAGACAAACUUCUUGGAGCAACUGGCCUUUGAAGAGACUACCAACGAGACUUUUGCCUUCAAUGAGUUCGGAGCCACGUCCAAAGCGGCAUACUUCCAAAUGGUAUCUGCACCAGAGUAUGUUCGAAAGGAGUUUUUGAAGUGGACCGAGCAGUACAACAAGACCAACGACGAGUCCAACUUCAAAUCAUUCCAAAAGAACUAUCUUGGUCAUUUGAAGGCCGAGCAAGAGAGAGAUGAUAGUGUUCCAUUCUACCUGACCAAGUCACGAGAACGACAAUAUGAGCUGGAUUCGUUCUUCAAGGAAAAGUAUGAAACAUGGGCUACCAAGUUCGGAAGAGAGCAAAACGAUGAUCGAUUCGAAGUGUUCAAGAUCAACUACGUCGAACUUCUUCGUUUCAACAAUUGCAAUAGCAAGUUUUGUGCCAUGAAUGAAUACGCUGACUCCACUCAAGAGCAGUGGGAACGGCAUUCGUCACGAAGAAAGCCGGCUUUUGUCCCUGAUUCGAAUCGAGCUGAGAAGGGCUCGAAGCCAGUUUCGUUAAGCGAAGAUAUGCUGGCACGCUUGGAUCGUCGAAGUAAUACCCGAAGGACGCCAUUCUUUGCAUCUGACCCGGUGCAGGAGUUUGAAGCUUUCACCUUCUCGUCCAAGGAAUCAGAUGCAAUUGAAAGCUCACACUAA
Cylindrotheca closterium is the source of this 3408-nucleotide messenger RNA. The record is from the annotation of a GenBank genome assembly. Lineage: Eukaryota; Bacillariophyta; Bacillariophyceae; Bacillariales; Bacillariaceae.